Messenger RNA from Gilbertella persicaria, 707 nucleotides. Its product is annotated as peptidyl-prolyl cis-trans isomerase H. Gene Ontology annotation, molecular function: peptidyl-prolyl cis-trans isomerase activity. Lineage: Eukaryota; Fungi; Mucoromycota; Mucoromycetes; Mucorales; Choanephoraceae. The coding region runs from base 36 to 569 and encodes 177 amino acids. The transcript has 7 exons. Gene Ontology annotation, biological process: protein folding; protein peptidyl-prolyl isomerization. Gene Ontology annotation, cellular component: intracellular membrane-bounded organelle. The record is from RefSeq and is a predicted model, not a curated record.
CACAUUUUCUUCUACUCUCUUUAACGCGUUUAAAUAUGGACAAGAAAAAUUCUCAAGUUGAAAGACCUGUUGUCUUUUUUGAUAUUUCUAUCGGGGAUGUGCCUGUUGGCAGAAUGAAGAUGGAGUUGUUCUCUGAUAUUUGUCCCAGAACAGCUGAAAACUUUAGACAAUUAUGUACAGGAGAACACAAGAGAAAUGGUCAACCUCAAGGCUACAAGAACAGUUUAUUUCAUAGAGUCAUUAAAGAUUUCAUGGUUCAAGGAGGUGAUUUUUUGAAAGGUGAUGGUACUGGAUCCAUGAGUAUCUUUGGAGACAAAUUUGCAGAUGAAAACUUUAUUGAAAAGCACAGUGGAGCUGGUUUGUUAUCCAUGGCUAAUUCUGGUCCAAACACCAAUGGUUGCCAAUUCUUUAUUACCUGUGAUGCUUGUGACUUUUUAGAUGGUAAACAUGUUGUGUUUGGUCGUCUUGUUGAUGGUUUAUUGACAUUGCGUAAAAUUGAAAAUGUCUCUACGGGUCCAAACAACCGCCCCAAGUUGCCCGUUAAAAUCACUGAAUGUGGUCAAAUGUAAUCAUGUAUCAAAUAAAUUUUAUUAUUGCAUUCCUGGAGGAUGUUGUCCAUUUUGCUGCUGUUGUUGUUGCUGUUGCUGUUGCUGUUGUUGCCGAGCUAAAAAAAUUCUUUGCUGUAAAUCUCGAACAGCAUUAGGCUG